AUGCCGGAAGACAGUAUCUUCGACCUCAUAUCUGCUGCUUCGGCCCUAUGCCUCAUCGUGCUCUUCGCUCUCGUCAUCCCUGCCACUCCUGCCAUCCCCCGAUUUCCGUCCGGUAUAAGCUUUGAAUGGGCAGUAUACUUUACCCAAGUUGUCGUCACGGCAUGCGUCUUCAUUCUUACAUUCUUUCCUCGACGAAGGGAUUCGAGUCGCCCACUGUGGUCAUGGGCCCGCACGACAGUCCUCCUUGGCUUGUGGUCCACUUACGCAUACCGGAAUCUCCUUCCUCUGGCCACCUACAACGGUGUCCCCAUGGACGUCGCCGCCGAAGGCGACAUUCUAUGGGCGAAGAUCGGCGUGCUCACAUUCUCUGCCAUCAUUCUGCCACUCAUCUCACCGCGCCACCGCCGAGUGGCGCAUGAGGGAAACCAUGAAGAGUCCAACCACGUCGAAUUCACCCCUUCCAUCCUCUCGCUCCUCACGUAUGCAUGGCUGGACCCGCUCAUCCUCAAGGCUCAGGGCCUGGAAACGUUUGAAGUCAAUGAGAUGCCGCAGCUGGCCGAUUACAAUCACAUAGGGUACUUGAUCAACAGCGCGCGCGAGGGUUCGAAUGCUCCGGGACAGUCAGGUGGAAGACCCCCAAGCCGGACCGCAAGUCCGAUCCCCGCGUCUGGCCCGACCGCUCCUGCAGACCAGUCAAGGCCCAGAUGGUCAUUGAAUCCCAUCCAUUGGGUGUACGCAUGGAUGUCCGGUAAGAAACAAGAUGCCGUCACGAAAGGAAUCUCCACUCUCUUCUCUGCCCGUCAAGACAGGCUUGUGCGGGAGCUCUCAUGGCUAUUCAGGAAGGACCUGACUAUCGAAGCGGGUGCGGUGGUGCUUGCGAGCGCUUCCACAUUCCUACAACCUCUUGCGCUCAAGCAUAUACUUUCCUUCGUUGAGGACGGCGUCUCCGACGACAACGUCCGACCAUGGGUGUGGCUCAUCAUCCUCUUCGUUGGAUGCUUGGCGAACCCGAUGUUCUAUCAAUUCUAUCAAUAUGUCUCGACCCAAGUCGUUGCACGGACGCAAGCGAUCAUCACCAAUCGCGUCUUCGAGCACUCGCUGAAACUGCGAGCGGCCCACUACACGUCGCGCAUACCUGACGGUGCAAUCAAGCAAGCGCCUAUACCCAACAUUUCGAACCUCGUCACCACAGAUCUGAUGGCGGUCACGAACGCGUCUACCUUCGUGCUCCUCAUCCUCAUUGAAACGCCAAUCCAGCUCGUCCUCUCCACGUACUUCUUGUAUGUCAUUCUCGGAUGGAGUGCGUUUGUCGGCGUGGGCGUGAUGAUCUUCCUCUUCCCUGUUCCGACAAUGCUCACCGAGCUCGCGGCCAAGUACCGGAAGGGAGAGGCAACCAAGAUGGAUGUCCGUGUGAGUUUGACGCAACAAACCGUGGAAGCCAUCCGCACCGUGAAGCUCCUCGGAUGGCAAAAGCAGCAGGGAGAAAAACUGCAGAAAGCUCGAGACGACGAACUCGAGUCUACAGCAGCUAGCGAGUACAUGAAGAUCUGGGUCCGUGCAGUCACCGUGUUCCUCCCCUUGCUCGUCAUGCUUGCUAGCUACACGACCUUCACGUUCCUCAUGCAGCGAGAUCUCACUGCAUCAAUCGUCUUCUCCUCCAUUUCGCUGUUCGAGACCCUGAGAGCUCAACUUGGACAAAUCUUCUUCCGAUUCCCGAUCCUGUCGAGUGGCCAAAUCUCACUCGAUAGGAUCAACCGAUUCUUGACCGAGACGGAACUCCUGGAUCAGCACGUGACCCCCGGAUGCCCGGGUCGGCCUGAAGACCCCGAGGCGAUCGAGAUCAAGGAAGCCAAGUUCAGCUGGACGGUAAACGACGCUCCCUUCGCCGACGAGCCUCAAGGUUCGACCGAAGGUAGCGUCGCGCCUGCGGACAAGCACAAGCACUUUAUCCUCGAGGUCCCCAAGACCGUCACGUUCCAGCCACGCGUGCUGAACAUGGUUAGCGGCGCCACGGGGUGCGGAAAGACGUCCCUUCUCCUCGCGCUGCUCGGCGAAAUGCACUACAUCCCUGGCAGCAACAGCUCCUACGUCAACUUGCCGCGUGCCAAGGUCGCGUACAGCGCCCAGCGCCCAUGGAUCCUCUCGGACACGGUAAAGAACAACGUCGUCUUCGGCACUCAAUACAACGAAGGGUGGUUCCGCCAAGUCAUGAAUGCUGUCGACUUCGAGGUGGACAUGAAAGACUGGAAAGACGGCGCAGAGACCCGCGUCGGCGAACGUGGCGUCACACUGAGCGGCGGACAGAAGGCACGGCUGUCGCUCGCAAGAGCUAUCUACUCUGAUGCAGACAUCGUGCUUCUGGAUGACGUUCUCUCGCAGGUGGACGCCGAGACCAUCGCCCAUAUCCUUGAGCGUUGUUUCGGUGUCAACGGCGUCUUGAAGGGGCGUACUGUCAUCUUCGUUACCCACCAAACCGACGUCGUCCACAGAUACGCUCAAGCAUACGUAACGUUCUCUGACACGGGUGUCGUCAACGAGUGCUCCUUCGAUUUUGACGUUGCAGACGCUGAGACGGCCACCGUUCACCAAAACAUUGCUGACGAGGAGGUGCACCUCGAGAGCCCAACUGCGCGGAAGCAAGAGCAGAAGCAAAGGGGCCACGUGGGUUGGAAAGCCAUCACUCUAUUAUUCGGCAACAUGAGCGCUGCUCCUGGUCUAUUCUGGAUCGGCCUGGUGGUGUCGUUCUUCGCCGCGAGCCUCGCCCUCAACGCGCAAGUAUGGCUCCUCGGAUACUGGGCGGAUCAAUAUGUCGUCAAAGCCUUGGGAUCCGACUCGACAAUCAUCAUGCUCUCAUAUGUCGCUCUCAUGAUCACGUCACUAGUUCUCGCGGUGUUCUCCAACCGGGUCUACCUCCACGGUGCGCUAAGGGCAUCCGGCAUCAUCCACCAGAAGCUAGUGUCCAGGCUGUUGGGGACAACGCUUCAAUGGCUCGACGACACACCGACGGAGCACAUCCUGCAACGAUGCACUGGCGACAUUGGGUUCGUCGAUGCACAAGUCGCUGGGUCCCUCUUCACGUUGCUUCAAUCCUCGACUGCGCUGCUGUUGCGCCUAGCGCUGGUCGCCGUCGUUGCGCCCCUGUUCAGCAUCGGAGUAGCGGUCACCGGCGUCAUCGGCGGCAUCAUCACCCGACUGUACAUGAAGGCACAGCUGCCCAUCAACCGCCUGCAAUCCCGUCUGCGCGCCCCGCUCCUCGGAAACAUCAACACCACUUUCCAGGGACUCGUGUCUGUACGCGCCUACAAAGCCGAAAUUCUCUUCCGGAACCGCAUGCACACCGACAUCGACAACGUGACGCGGGUAGGGAACACCUUCUUCGAUCUCAACCGCUGGGUCACCCUCCGCGCCAAUCUCACAGGCGCCGUUUUCACGGUCUCCCUCGCGGCUUACCUGCUGUACUUCUCGUCCGCAAGCGCGUCCAACAUCGGUUUCUCUCUGAACAUGGCCAUUGCGUUCACUACUCAGCUGUUCGAAUGGGUCCGGAACUUCAACAACUUUGAGCUCUCUGGCGUCGCUCUCGAGCGGAUCCAGGAGUACUUGGUCAUCCCUCAAGAGGAAGAUACGGUCGGUGCGACGCAAGUAGACAGCGCAUGGCCCGAAGAGGGCUCUAUCGAUGUCACGAACUUGUAUGCUGGAUACGGCAACAACACAGUGAUCCACGAUAUCAACUUCAACGUCGCUCCUGGGACGCGUGUCGGAAUAGUCGGCCGAACCGGCAGCGGCAAGAGCACCCUCCUCCUCGCCUUGUUGCGCUUCGUCCAAUCCCAUGGGGACGUCAAGAUAGGCGGGCGGUCCAUCGCAGACAUUGAUCUAGCGACGCUCCGGAAGAAGAUCACGAUAGUGCCUCAAACGUCCGACCUCUUCGAAGGCACCAUCCGCAGCAACAUGGACCCCUUCAACGAGUUCACGGACGAGCAAUGCGCGUCAGCGCUCCUGGCCGCGCAAGGGAUGGACGACCCCGAAACCGACGACAAGCGGCCCUGGCUCGAGCUCGACCGCGAUGUCGCCGCGCGCGGCGCGAAGCUCUCCAGCGGCGAGCGCCAGAUCGUCACCAUCGCGCGGGCGAUCGUCCGCGGGAGCAAGGUAGUCCUCUUCGACGAAGCCACGUCCUCGAUCGACGUCCAAACGGACGACCGGAUCCAGAAGGCGUUCUACAGGCACAUGAAGCGGACAAACACGACCGUCAUCGUCAUCGCGCACCGGCUCUCCACGAUCAAAGACUGCGAUAAAGUCCUCGUGUUCGACCAGGGGAGGAUCGUCGAAAGCGACACUUGGAUCGAACUGCUGCAGAAUGAAGACGGCUUCGCCGCGAACCUCCUCAAAGCCGCUGGGACGAUCGUCAAUGAGCUGUACAGACAGUACACGAUGGUCCCCGAAAGCCAAGCGUCCUCUUCCUCCGGCCCGUAA
Epithele typhae is the source of this 4467-nucleotide messenger RNA. Its product is annotated as P-loop containing nucleoside triphosphate hydrolase protein. NCBI's taxonomy places the organism in Eukaryota, Fungi, Basidiomycota, Agaricomycetes, Polyporales, Epitheliaceae. The transcript has 34 exons. Gene Ontology annotation, biological process: transmembrane transport. The record is from RefSeq and is a predicted model, not a curated record. Gene Ontology annotation, cellular component: fungal-type vacuole; membrane. Bases 1 to 4467 code for a protein of 1488 amino acids. Gene Ontology annotation, molecular function: ABC-type peptide transporter activity; ATP binding; ATP hydrolysis activity.